Messenger RNA from Photinus pyralis (common eastern firefly), 6172 nucleotides. Its product is annotated as otoferlin-like. Gene Ontology annotation, cellular component: membrane. Gene Ontology annotation, biological process: plasma membrane organization. Lineage: Eukaryota; Metazoa; Arthropoda; Insecta; Coleoptera; Lampyridae. The transcript is spliced from 23 exons. The coding region runs from base 1 to 6096 and encodes 2031 amino acids. The record is from RefSeq and is a predicted model, not a curated record.
AUGAAAAUUUGCUCAUUGCUUUCUAUUGGUAUUAAACUUACAGCUGAAAUAACAUUAUUGAAAGUGAAAGUAACGAUCUUUUAUUUUACAGGGGUUUCACACAUUGCUCAUGUUUUGGAGGAUCCUACAGGAGAUAGAAUUGUUAUAGAUCAGAGAUACGACUGGCCCAUCGGAAGACCUCUCGACCACAAUGAAUUACUUCAGAUCGAACUCGUGUCACAAAAUCGGGUCUUGCCCGAUAAGAUCAUUGGAUACUAUGGACUCUUUCUUCAGCGCGUUAUCAGCGACGGUCGACUUUGCAUAUCGGAUUACCUCAAUGAUUCCAAUCACAAAACUUUACCCACCAUCAUCGAAUUCGAUGUGGUUUACAUCGUGCCAGACGAGACCACGGGAACGAUCGGCGAAACUGCGCACUCCUACGAUUUUUUAGACGACGACCAGCAGAUGCUGAUAGACAUCGAACAGAACAUAGCCAAUUUGGAACGAUCGCUAUCGACCAGCCAGGCCGAAAGCGUCGGCGGCGGUUCGAUUAAGGUGCCGCGCAAAUCGUUACUGCAACGAGCGAUUUCGCUGAACGUGUCCUCGUCCCACGAGAGAUUGGAUAAAAGGAAAUCGUCCGCGUUAGCGAACGUGAAAAACCUAAUCAAAAUCGGAAAACAGCGUCCGCCGAAGAGUAGGACGACCAGUGAGGAGUCGCUGCUGAUAUACGCCGAUGAGCCUGGGCGAGUUUCGCGACUCUCCGGAGCCGAUUCCGCUCCCAUAUCACGAGCUGGGAGUCAGGCCUCGGUUACGUCCAUGGGAGAUACUUUGGAGUAUGCGUCGAUACCUGUGGAAUUAGACAAGAAACCCAGAGUUAAGGUCGAUAUGGCAACGACCGUUCAUUCCGCAAUGAAAGCUUUAGAUUUUCAAAUUUCCAUUACGAUCAUAGAAGCGAGACAAUUAACCGGUCUCAAUAUGGAUCCGGUCGUUUGCAUACAAAUUGGCGAUCAGAAAAAGUUCACCAGCGUCAAGGAAAGCACGAACUGCCCCUAUUAUAACGAGUACUUUGUUUUUGAUUUCCAUAUGCCCCCGAUCAUGCUCUUUGAGAAGAUUAUUACGUUAACGGUUUUGCAUUCUAGAAAACUUUUACGUUCGGGAACGGCGGUCGGUGCAUUCAAAAUUGACGUCCAAACCGUCUAUGACGCUCCUGAUCACCAAUUCUACCACAAGUGGGCUUUACUUAUGGAUCCAGACGACAUCACCGCCGGCCCCAAGGGCUAUCUUAAGUGUGACAUCAGCGUAAUUGGAAAAGGAGACAGCAUCAAAGUGCCUCAAAUAAGCGAGAAGGAUGAGGAUAAUAUUGAAGCAAAUCUUUUGCUUCCGGACGGAGUCCCAGUAGACCGCCAGCAUGCUCGAUUCAUCAUAAAAAUCUACCGAGCGGACGGGCUACCUAAAAUGAACUCCUCUAUAAUGGCGAAUGUGAAAAAAGCUUUCACGGGGGAACUAAACGAUUUAGUCGAUCCUUACGUGCAAGUAUCUUUCGCCGGAUUAACGGGGCAGACGAGCGUCAAGAAAAAUUGCUAUGCGCCGGUAUGGAACGAGCAGUUGGUCUUUACGGAGAUGUUCCCGCCUUUGUGCCAGAGGAUCAAGAUUCAGCUUCGCGAUAACGACCCCGUCAAUCCCAAGGUGAUCGGCACGCACUUCAUCGAUCUUAAGGCGAUCUCGAACGACGGAGAGAAGGGUUUUCUGCCGACGUUUGGACCGUCCUUUGUGCACCUUUACGGAUCGACGCGAGACUAUUCGCUUAUUGACGAACACUCGAACCUUAACAUCGGGCUCGGCGAAGGAGUUUCGUAUAGGGGCCGAAUAUUACUGGCGAUUCGGACGGAACUUACCGAGAACAUUGACCUGAUACCGUCCGAUGUUGAGCUGGACCAAAUCCCGCCGAUAUCCGAAACGUCCUACGGGAAAAACGAGGAGUUCUUUCUGUUCGCCACAAUUCUAGACGCGAAUAUGAUCGAGAAAAAGUUGGGAGAUAAGCCGAUGUACUUUGAAAUUAGCGUUGGUAAUGCCGGGAACGCGAUGGACGGGCAGAAUCUGUCGAAGAAGGAGCACGUUGAAAUCGAGAAAGAUGAUUUAGAAGCGGUGGUUACAGAUUUAGAAUCGUGGCAAAGCACUACGCCGCCUACGAAACCGAUGACGCACAAUAAACUGUAUUACUUUCUUCCGUAUUGGGAUAAUAAGCCCUGCAUGCACAUUAAAUCAGUAUGGCCUGAUUAUCGUCGAAGAAUGUACAUAUCGAACCAGAUUGAGAAAAUUGCUGAAAAGCUGGACGAUGGUCUCCAAGAGGUUAACCAUUUAAUAGAGAUGGAGCGCUCUGGAAGUGAUCUUCGGUUAAAACAAGUUUUGGAAGAGUUAAUGAUAGGAUGCCAGAAGUAUGUCACGUUAGCGAAAGACGCCCAGUCAGGUGCCGGCACUGGGAAAACCAAACUUGAUAAGGAACGCAUGAAGUUGUGCCAACGGGAGAUUGAAAAUAUUGGUACUCUCGCUCGAAAUUUACGAGCAAUCGUUACUAAGAGUUCGCUCAAGGAAAGGUACAAAACGGCGCAUUCGUACCUAGCGACGCUGCAAUCCUUGGUCGAUGACCCCCAGCACGCCGUACCUGACAUAUUUCUGUGGUUGGUAAGUGGAGGAAAAAGGCAAGCAUAUCACCGAAUCAUUGCUAGAGACAUACUAUACGCGAUCGUCGACGAAGAACGAGGAAAAUCUUGCGGGAAAGUGCAGACAAUAUUCUUAAAGUUACCAGGAAAAAAGGCGGUUGGUCCCACUGGUUGGGCUAUUCAAGCAAAAUUGCAAAUAUCCCUUUGGUUGGGGCUGUUAAAGCAAAAGAAGAAUUUCUUAAACGGAGUCCCUAACGGAUACGAAAUAACGCAGGAAAUACGCAAUGCGGAUAGGCCACAUGCUUUACCUCCACUAACGAUCCACUACACCGAAAAACACGUCUUCCAAUUGCGAGCGCAUAUUUACCAAGCGCGCUCUCUAAUCGGCUCCGACGCAUCCGGUCUCUCAGAUCCAUUUGCUACAGUCAUAGCAGGCGAGUUUAGCAAGACAACCCAAGUUAUAGAUGAAACAGUUAGCCCGACCUGGGACGAGUUGCUCAUAUUCGACGAAAUCCUCAUAUACGGAACAAGCGAAGACAUACAGCAGGAUCCACCCUUCGUCAUUAUCGAAAUUUUCGAUCAAGACAAAGUGGGGAAGUCGGAGUUUAUCGGUCGCACCAUGGCGAAACCCCACGUAAAGUUACGCGGCGAUGCGUACUGGAAGCCGAAAUUUCCACCCUCAUUAGAGUGGUUUGAUGUUAAAAGAAGCGCGGAUCGCGCCGGCGAAUUGCUGGCGACCUUUGAACUCUUGGAGUACCCCGAUGGCGAUUCAAAGGAAGAGGCACUUCCACCUACUCCCGAAACCAAGCAAGCUUCGGAUUCUAAAGAUACCGACAUGAAAGAUCUUGGACCAAUACUUCCCGUACCGAAAGGUAUCAGACCAACGCUUUGUACAUACCGCAUCGAAGUACUUUUCUGGGGUCUGAGAGACCUGAAACGUGUGCAUUUGAUGACCGUCGACAAGCCGAGGGUCGAUAUCGAUUGCGCAGGUCACACUUUGUACUCGCCGAUUAUUCCGAAUGCCAAAAAGAACCCCAACUUCAGCAGCCCAAUCAAAUUUCUGGACUUAGAGCUGCCGGAGCAAGAACUUUACCGCCCGCCCUUAACAAUACGCGCGGUCGAUUGUCGAAGCUUCGGCCGAUACACGCUCGUAGGAACACACACGAUUAACUCCAUUCAAAAGUACAUCUACGUACCUCGCACGCGAAGAGAAAGAGAGGCAGAAGAACGUAAGCGCUCGAUUAACGCGGCGAACCAGACGAACGAAACGCACGCGACACUCAACACUUCGACAGACGACGAAAACAAAGAAAAGAGCCCUCUCCUACCGAAAGAACCCAAUGGCGCAAUUUCCUAUGGAAGUAGAGAGACAACCAAGAAACCUAAACCGGAAACUCAGAAGAAGAAAAGCGAGGAGGAUGAGCUGGAGCACGAAGAAGAAGAUAGGGAUUGGUGGACCAAGUAUUACUCAUCCGGCGAUGUCGUUAAGGACACCAGAACUCCAGCAAGCAAGAAUCAAAGUUUGUUGCGGCACGAUAUCAGUCCUUCAGAUCUCGAGGAUGUCGAAGUGAUAAGCAGCAAAUCAACGGACCGCAAGAAGUUUGGAUUUAAAGCCGUUGGAACGGCCACGCGGUUUGUCACAAAGCUAAGUCCGAAAGCUACGGGAAAACCUAAACGUAAGUCGGCUUUCUCCAGGAUAUUUGAUAUGGAACUAGAAAAAAUACCCGAAUUUAAUGGGUUUAAGGAUUGGUUGCAUACCUUCGAAUUGUAUCGCGGUAAGAAAAGCGCGGACGAGUCCGAGGACGACAACCGCAUCGUGGGAUCGUUUAAAGGAGCAAUAACGAUCUACAAGUGGCCCUUGCCCAAUGAUUUUGAGGAUUUCCACCUGACAGGUUUCGACCUGAACUAUGGAUUACUCCAAGGGCUUCCUUCCAAUGAGCAAAUCCGAGUUUUAGUACGCGUUUACGUUGUUAAAGCGCUGGAGUUGCAUCCAAUGGAUCUAAACGGAAAAGCUGAUCCCUAUAUAGUACUACAGCUCGGCGCCAAAAGAGUGACAGACAAGGAGAAUUACGUAUCUAAGCAAUUAAACCCGGUCUUCGGAAAAUGCUUCGAAUUCGAGGCAACGUUUCCGCAAGAUUCCCUCUUGACUGUACAAAUAUUUGAUUGGGAUCUGGUGAGUGCAGAUGAUAUGAUUGGCGAGACAAAAAUUGACUUGGAGAACAGAUUCUACAGCCGUCACAGAGCCACCUGCGGGAUUGCCUUAAAAUAUGAGGAAGACGGUUACAAUGCGUGGAGAGAUCCAAUGAAACCCACACAAAUUUUAGCGAAACUAUGCAAGGAAGCCAAGAUCGAUCCGCCUGUAUACACUCCAGGUCACGUAAAAGUUGGUCGAAUUACCGUUCCAGUAAAUGUUGACGAGGUAGAUGACUUAAAAAUAAUGGAAGAAAGGAUGGCUCUCACUAUUUUGCAUAAAUGGCACGAGUUCCCCAUCGGAUGCUACCUGACACCCGAGCAUAUAGAAACCCGUUCACUGUACAACCCAGAAAAGCCAGGCAUGGAACAAGGAAAAAUUGAAAUGUGGGUGGACAUGUUCCCCAUGGACAUGCCCUUACCGGGACCGCCUACUAAUAUAUCACCACGCAAACCGAAAGGCUACGAAUUACGGGUCAUUAUUUGGAACACAGACGAAGUUGUGUUAGAAGACGACGCAUUUUUCACCGGUGAAAAGAUGUCGGACAUUUACGUUAAAGGUUGGGUCAAAGGCACAGAAGACAACCAGUCAACCGACAUCCACUACCGAUCGCUAACAGGCGAGGGUAACUUUAAUUGGCGAUUCGUCUACAAUUUCGACUAUUUGAGUGCGGAAAGACGAAUUGUCAUAACAAAGAAAGAGUCCGUAUUCUCUUGGGACGAAUCCGAAACUAAAAUUCCCGCCCGACUCGACUUGCAAGUGUGGGACGCGGAUCAUUUUUCAGCGGACGACUUCCUAGGCGCCCUCACGCUAGAUUUAAAUAAAUUUCCCCGCGGUGCGAAAUCGGCAAAACUGUGUACCUUGGAAAUGAUAACAAGAAACGACGGAUCGGUGCCCAUGGUUAACAUUUUUAAACAGAAACGAAUCAAGGGUUGGUGGCCAUUUUACAUUAAAAAGGACAACGAAGUCUUAGAAUUAACCGGCAAGGUGGAAGCGGAACUACACCUCUUAACUCAGGAGGAAGCUGAAAAGAAUCCAGUUGGAUUAGGCAGAAACGAACCCGAACCAUUAGACAAGCCAAAUCGACCAGAUACGUCAUUUGUUUGGUUUAUGAAUCCGUUAAAAUCGCUCAGAUACAUCCUAUGGCAAAACUUGAAGUGGAAAAUACUUAAGUUUCUAGUAAUAUUGGCACUAACGUUACUACUUCUAUUAUUUUUCUAUUCGUUACCUGGAUACACAGCCAAGAGGAUCGUGGGGGCGAAGUAAGCAUACAUAUAUUUUCCAUAUCAUGUACUUAUUUGUAAAUAAUAUUUAAAUUAAAGUUAAUGAUACUAAUUGUUAA